AUGCUCGCCGAGUACCAAGCACUCUUAAUCGACGCGGACAGCCUUACAGAUCAGUUCGUUUACCUAGCACUAGGCAAUGCAGUAGCUCGGUGGGCCUCAUACGAUGACUCUGACUAUGGUACCGAGACCCUGUCUAAUGUCGAGCAUCAUCGUGUACUUCGUGCGUUUUUCCGGUUGCAACUCUACGCUGUAAUCCGGAAACUCUAUGGAAAAGGGAAAGGCUUCAAACGGAAGAUCAGAAGCUUGUUUUCGAUGUGGACGACGUGGGAGUUUGAUGAGGUGAGAAGUUUAGCCGAAUGGAUCAAGAUCGAACGCCCAUUCCUACCGCGAAAUUACGACGCCAGUAUCCGCAAGUUGUUUGCCUGCGUGGACAAACACUUCUACAACGACAUGGUCCCGUAUGUCAAAAUUAAACCCGCUCCUUGUCGCGACCGGAACCGACGUCGUGCAUUCGCGAAGAAGUCAAAGAUUUGGCUCGACACGCCUGCGACACAUCGUGAAGGUCGAGCCGAUGCACGGAACAGGGACUGGAGACCACUUGGUUACAGUUACGGAUGUUACGUCGGUUAUACACAACAGGUGUAUCGAGAGCAUUGUCUUGCUGAGGGUUUCCCGUUCUGGUGUCGAUACACAAAGCCACAUGGUGGAUGGUGGCGUUUCCGCGAUGCCGAGCUGUUCCAGAAAUUCGGGCAGGCUGGGGUCUAUGACACGCCGACAGGACCGUGGCGGUGA
Alternaria ventricosa is the source of this 732-nucleotide messenger RNA. RefSeq lists its product as uncharacterized. Bases 1 to 732 code for a protein of 243 amino acids. NCBI's taxonomy places the organism in Eukaryota, Fungi, Ascomycota, Dothideomycetes, Pleosporales, Pleosporaceae. The record is from RefSeq and is a predicted model, not a curated record. The transcript has a single exon.